Uranotaenia lowii is the source of this 1028-nucleotide messenger RNA. Its product is annotated as H/ACA ribonucleoprotein complex subunit 1-like. Gene Ontology annotation, cellular component: box H/ACA snoRNP complex. Gene Ontology annotation, biological process: ribosome biogenesis; snoRNA guided rRNA pseudouridine synthesis. Gene Ontology annotation, molecular function: box H/ACA snoRNA binding. Lineage: Eukaryota; Metazoa; Arthropoda; Insecta; Diptera; Culicidae. Bases 262 to 918 code for a protein of 218 amino acids. The transcript is spliced from 4 exons. The record is from RefSeq and is a predicted model, not a curated record.
GCACUGAAAUUUCGGCUUUUGAGGGUGAAGUGAACCCGGUGCGUGCACGACCGAUGCGGUUUGCUGCUGUUGUAAACAUGUGCUUGACUUGAUGCUGGAAGCUCAUAAUCUAUCUAUUUCUUGACUAAUUAUUGAGAAUUAUCCAGCGAAAAGUGACCUGCCGUUAGAAUUUAUACUCCCCAUUACAACUAAGUGAAAGCUACAAAUCGGACAAAUUGAAGAGGUACAUUUUCACAUCGACUAUAUAGGUAACCAAAAAAAAUGAGCUUCCGUGGAGGUGGCCGUGGAGGUUUCGGAGGCGGUCGCGGAGGAGGAGGUGGUGGAGCUGGAGGCUUUCGUGGCGGACGAGGUGGAGGGGGCCGUGGAGGAGGUGGCGGACGUGGUGGCUUCAACAAUCGAGGCAGCUUCGGAAACCGAGAUGAUGGCCCGAAGAAUAUUGUGCCCCUCGGAUACUACGACUAUCCGUGCCAAGAGGAUCUAGUAGCCAAAGUAGAAAUCGAAAAUGUGCCCUUUUUCAAUGCUCCCAUCUAUAUGGAAGGCGAGAAACAAAUCGGAAAAGUUGACGAAAUAUUCGGACAUUUACGAGAUUUCUACGUCUCUAUUAAACUAAUGGACAACAUGAAAGCAGACGGGUUUCAACCAAAGCAGAAACUGUUCAUUGAUUCAGCCAAGUUGCUUCCGUUGGCUAGAUUUUUGCCGGGCAACAACAAGAAGCCUGCCGGACGAGUAGGCAAGCCGGGUGGUGGACGCGGUGGAGGCCGAGGUGGUGGUGGUGGUCGAGGAGGAGGUGGAUUCCGAGGGCGAGGAGGUGGUGGAUUUGGAGGCGGGCGGGGUAGCUUCGGCGGAGGUGGACGAGGAGGUGGUGGUGGAUUCCGAGGAAAUCGAGGAGGUGGCGGCGGAGGAGGUAAACGUUGGUAGUUCUGUUUGCCACAAAAAUAUAAUUUUUUACAAAAAAUAAUAAAACCUUAAAACGUUCAAUAAAAUUUAUAUUUUUUAAGAUAGUCUCUAAGACAUAAUGAUGCGUAAGA